AUGCUCACCUCCGGCCUCACAAAUGCGCCCCUCACCAAAGGCCUCCUCAUCUACACGAUCGCCUCAUCGGUCGCCCUGUCCCUCUUCGACAUAAAACACCUCGCCGUGAUCUAUGUAACGCCUCAUUUCUGGCCGUACACCCAGUUCUGGCGUGGAUUGUUAUGGCAGGUUGUCGGCUUUACCAAUUCCACCGAGGCCCUCUUCGCCGCAAUGCUAGUCUACCACCUGCGGGUUGUCGAACGCGCGUGGGGGAAGCGGAAGAUGGCGACCUUCCUACUCACCACACUACCCUACACGACUCUCCUCCCACCAAUUCUCCUCGCCCUCCUACUCCGCCCUAUAUCCCUAAACAAGCUGAAUUACCUCCCCUCCGGCCCAACAGCAACUAUCUUCGCCCUGUUGGCGCAGUAUCAUGCCACUAUCCCGCACACCUACCGCUACCGCAUCGGGUCCACAUCCUCCCCCACCACAACAAACAACAAUACCAGCAAUGACCCCUCCUCCACCGACAAUACCACACAGGCAUCCCAACCCAAACCCCCGGCACCGAGUCUAUCCCUCCUCCUCUCCGACAAAUCAACCACCUACAUCGUCGCUGCCCAGCUAGCCCUCUCCCAGUUCCCCGCAAUGCUCCUCCCGUCAGCUCUCGGCUGGAUCGUCGGUGUAGCCUGGCGCGCGGAACUGCUACCGGGUCUGUCGCCGGCUAGCACCGGGUUCCGGGUUCCGGCUUGGAUGGUUGGCGAGCAAGAGCGGAGGGGUGGUUCCGGCCCUGCGUCUGGUGGUGCGGAGAGGGAGAGGUAUGAGGAUCUGCGACGGAGGUUGGAAGGCGAGGUUGCUGCUUCGGCUUCAGGGCUGGAGGGGUCUGGUGCGCAGGCUCAGAGGCGCGCGAAUAGUGCCGGUGAGAGUGGUGGUGGGUUUGUUAAUCGAUUGACACGGGAUUGGUAG
This is a messenger RNA of Penicillium expansum, 945 nucleotides long. RefSeq names its product protein dscB (gene dscB). Lineage: Eukaryota; Fungi; Ascomycota; Eurotiomycetes; Eurotiales; Aspergillaceae. The transcript is spliced from 2 exons. Bases 1 to 945 code for a protein of 314 amino acids. The record is from RefSeq and is a predicted model, not a curated record.